CUCGUGAUGUUCGAAUUUUUUUGUUGAACUAUCCUCCACCUUGUCUCAGCUCUGAUGAGCAUCCAUCAGCAAUUUGCAAAGGGUGUCUUGAACCUAUCCUUGCAUUUUCUUAGUAGUUUUUAGCUCUCAUAUAAGUUAUAAUAAUGUACGAGGGCUCGAGGAAGCGUCGCCGUUCGCCUCCACCACUAGGAGGUUACGGUGAUGAGUACAAAGUACUCGCCUUCAAGCAUGUCACUCUCGAUGUUCCCGUUCCGCCAGAGAAGGCUAAGCCCGAGGAACAGGUAGAGGAGAAAGCAGAAAAUGCCGAAGAGGCCAUGAAAUCCGAAGCAGUAGAGGAAAGCACCACGGCUGAAGCAACAGAGGAUGAACCUGCUGCUACUGCUACUGAGGAAAAGAUGGAUGCAGAUGAAGCACCAAGUCAGGAUGCCAAAACAGAGGAGCCUGUUACAAAUGGCGAUUCAGAGGCGAAUGCAGAAGAAUCGGCUGGCGCUGAUGCCACGGCUAGCAAUGAUGCCCCCUCAACCGACGCCACCGAGGAAGGCAAAGAAGACACCAAGUCAGACGCUAAGCCAGAGUCUAAGUCAGAAUCGAAGCCCAGAUCACAAUCACCAGAAAAAAAGCGACCUGUUAAGCCGUCCACAGCCGAUUUCUUUUUCAAUCGUCAGCACAUGCCAUCAGUAGUGUGUCGAUUAAGUCACGAGGGCAGGGACCAGGUCAAAAUCUUGGCUGUCCCAAGUGCUGCAAGCGGUGUGUUUAUCCGCUGCCUCUUAGAUGAAUCCCAGAAACUAAUGCAGCGUGCUUCCGAGUUGCAGAAGGAACUACGGUUAGAUGACAAAUUUGACUGUGAUAGCUUUCAUCUGGAGUUUGUCACCGGUCGCAGGCAGGCAUCGCGCCCAUCUCAUCACCAUGUCACACUACCCGUACACGCCUACUACUUGCUGCGCCUUUACUACUUCAAGGAGGUGCGGUCGCAGAGCUCGUUGAGCAGCGAUGUCAGAGCUCAUGUGCCCGCAGAGAACUGGGCGCGGUAUUACGAGGGCCGCCGACGCUUCUUGGACGAUCAGUCAACUCGCGCCCGCCAUUACAACCGUGAAGAUGACGACCUUGUUGCACGCUACGUCCGUAACUAUGAGCGGGCAAAGGACAGUCAGAAGCGGAGACGAGAGGAAAAGGUGGCAGCUGAGGCCAAGGCGAAAAGAGAAGCUGAAGAGGCUGAGGCCAAAGCGAAAAAGGAGGCAGCUGAGGCCGAGGCCAAGGCUGAAGCCGACGCGAAAGCAGCAGAAGAAGCUGAAAAGGCUGCUGAAUCUGGAGCCACAGAAGAAGAGACUGCUGAGAAAACAGCAGACGGUGCAGAGUCAGAAACUGCUGCAGAGGACAAGUCGCAAGAUGGAGAGACAGAGAAAGCGACUGAAACCAGCGAAGAGCCAGCUGCCGACGCAGAGGAAACCAGCACUUGUAGUGACAAGCCCGCCGCCGCUGAAUCAUCCUCCGAGGCAACUGAAGAGACAGAAGCUGCUGCAAUGGACACAUCUACAACUGCAGCAGCAGAGCCAGAGGAGAGCGUAGAGGAGGAGCUUGAAGCACUGGAGAUCCUUUAUGUAGAGGGCGAGAACUUCAAAGUCGCGAAAACUAACUAUCCACUGGGGGAAAUUGUCACAUCUGUUGUGAAUGGUUUGCAUUUGGAUGUCGCCUUUGACCCGGAAGGACAAGGAAUCCCAAGCUGUACGAUAACUGUGCGUGACUUCCCGGCCAUGCGCGACGCCACCGCAGAACAGAUUGCGGAGAUGCUGGUUGCCCUGGAGAAAUGGUGCGACCAACUGAACUUCAACUCCGUGUGCACUCUGCUCAUGUACCCGACCAACAACCAGGUACGUAUCAUUGUGGACAUUGCCAGCUUCCUGCACCGCAUUGACACCAUCUGGAUCCCGAAGUGGGCCAAGGCAUGGCGCGAAUGCAAGGACUCGCGCCUUUCGACGAGUUUGCGUGCAAUCGGUGACAGCUCCGACAUGCUGGACACCUCCGAGCCAGCUGCUAUCCGCCUCGCAGAGUGGAGCGAAUAUUGAUGUCUACAUAGUGGUGGUGGUGGAGCUGCUGACGCUAUCAAUCCAGCCUAGCCGUGAGUUGCAGCAUUAUUAUACUGCAAUUUGUAUUUGUUUUUGUGAUUGCUACGCGCAACGCAACAUGACCCUGGUGCUCGCUUAGCUCUUCUUCUCUCUCCUGUUCAAUUAUCUUUUUCCUGUGCUCGUACAUUCUGGACGUUGCAACUGUGCAGCUAUGUGUCUCGGCACUGGUGAUCGCAGUCGUCUCGUGUAUGUGCGCGCGUGUUUCUCUAGGUUUCAACAUGCGAGUCUAUUCAUGUCCGUCGUGUGUGCAUGUGCACUUGCAUGUGUGCGUAUGUAACCGUAUGUGUAUGUACAUGUGCUACGCAUGCCUGCAGUCUGUGUAUCUUGAUAUGCUGCUUUUGCCGUGACGGUAAUUAUUUGAUUUCACUAUGCUGCCCUGGCUUGUUUGUGCAUGCCGUGUUCUGUCAGUGUUUGUCAGUGUUCUCUGUCUGGGUGGCAUGUGGCCGGGCCUGUGUACUGGAUUACAUGUGCUCUUAGUGGCUGCAUUGCAAGCCUUGGUGUAUGAAUGGUCAUGUCCGGCCGUUUUUCUGUCGUGACUGUUGUCUCACUCUGCAUAGUCUGCAUUCCUUGUUCUGUUUCCAGCUAGUGGUGCUUGUGCAGAUGCAGUACAUCUGUUUUUGUUCUUUUGGUGUGUACACCGUAUGUGGCCACUGUGUGCGACGAUGCAUGCAAGCGCAUAGCAGUUGCGUGCUGCCAAGGGCCAUUCCUCUGCUUGGCGAUCACCCAUGGUCAGCCUUGGGGCCCCAGCCUGUGCCCGCCAGCGCUCCAGUAACUGUUAUGUGUGUGUGCUGCAGUCACACAGCAUAUCGUGUGCUGAAUAUGAACUGUAUAUUCUUGGUCUUGUCCGUAUGUCAAUCACAAGCACUACUCCCUUGCGUCUUGCCUUUGUGCAUUUGUCUGUCCAGCUCAGAGCUGGCAGACUAUCUCACAUCUUGAUACCAUGAUCGUGUAUUGAAUUAACAUUCAUGAUUUGUCGUCCA
Messenger RNA from Sycon ciliatum, 3103 nucleotides. RefSeq names its product plectin-like. NCBI's taxonomy places the organism in Eukaryota, Metazoa, Porifera, Calcarea, Leucosolenida, Sycettidae. Bases 144 to 2063 code for a protein of 639 amino acids. The transcript has 5 exons. The record is from RefSeq and is a predicted model, not a curated record.